Messenger RNA from Owenia fusiformis, 2176 nucleotides. The record is from the annotation of a GenBank genome assembly. Lineage: Eukaryota; Metazoa; Annelida; Polychaeta; Sabellida; Oweniidae.
ACAAGGUAUAUGUUUCAAAUUAACAAAUUACACUUCGUGAACACACGCAAUACAUGUAUUAGAUGAAAGUCGAGGGCAAAAUAUUGAGGACUCAUCAUAAGAUACUUGGUGAACUUUCCAUUGUUCAAGUUUAAUUAAAAUGAAUGAUUUUGUCUUAUGAUUCUAAGUUGUUAACCGUAGUUGUAUACUUCAUUUAGAUAAUUCAAACAAAAUUAUAACAUCGUUGAAAAUAAGUUAUCAUUAAAUUGCUUGUGUGAUACAAACAACAUUAAGGUUCAUAUAAUACACCGACAUUUAAGAUUUAAGAAUGCCUUCCUACGACGAUGAAGACUUAAAUGGUUAUAAAGGAAGGAACAUAUACAAACCAUCAGACGCCAAAGAUGGCGUAUCAAUGGAGCGUCUUGCAAUGAUGAAUAAUGGCAAUAAUAAUGAGAAGGAGUUGCCAAAAAUCAAAACAAAGGCGGAAGAAGCGAAAGAGGAUAAGCGCCACAACUUAUCCAAAAGGCGGAUCUUAAAAAAUAUUGUCCUGAUUAGCUUAGGAAUCCUCUUCCUGUUUGCUGGGAUAGGCUCCCUGGCUAUGCUUCAAAGUUCUCUCAAUGAGGAACUCGGUGUAAUCGGGCUGAGUGUUAACUUUGCCACCGUCAUCAUCUGCUGCAUGUUCCUACCUCCAAUGGUCAUCAGUAAGAUGGGAUGUAAAUGGACUAUGGUGUUUUCUUUAAUCGGAUUUCUCAUGUGGAUGGCAUCCAAUAUGUAUCCAGUGUGGUGGGUCAUUAUUCCGUGCUCCUUUGUGAUGGGUGUUUGUUGGGGACCCCUUUGGACAGCACAGUGUACCUACUUUACGGAAAGUGCUGGUAUAUAUGCAGAUAUAACCGGGGAGGAUGCUGAUACUGUUAUUGCCAAGUUCUUUGGGAUCUUCUUCAUGAUGUUCCAAUCAGGUCCAAUCUGGGGAAACCUCAUAUCAUCGAGCAUCUUAAGUCAAGGCAUGAUGCCUCCAGAAGAACCAUUAACUAACUCUUCGAUGAAUGCCACUGUGGAAACAGAGGACCCGUACGCAUUCUGUGGGGCAAAAAUGUGUCCAAUGGCAGCGCCAUCUCUACCUGAGAUCAUAACAAACGUGACCAGUAACGUCACAAUGGAGGACGCUCCGCUACAUGCAAUUGAUAUUAAACUAGUUCUGCUCUUGGUUGGUAUAGAUGUCGCCCUGGGUAUAAUAGGCAUGCUUAUAAUCGCCUUCGCAGUUGACAAGCUCGAUGCACCUCCAGAGAAGUUCUCUAUGAAAAUAGUGAAGGCCGUUGGAAAACAAAUGUGCACGAAGAGACAACUUCUACUCGUGCCCCUCACUAUGUAUGUCGGUAUAGAGCAAGCGUUUAUGAUCGCUGAAUAUACCCGAGCGUACACAGGCUGUGCUUUGGGUAUCCAUAUGAUCGGCUACAGUAUUAUGUGCUUCGGUAUUGUUGGCGCAGUGGUCUCAUUGGCGUCGGGGUUCGUUGUAGAACGCCUGGGCCGUAUUGUAGUAAUGGCUGCUGGUCUUGCGAUGCACGGAGUAUUACUUCUCACUUUCCUUUUGUGGAGUCCUCAUCCCGACCAAGCCUAUCUAUUUUUCAUAUUCCCAGCUCUUUGGGCUUUCGGGGACUCUAUUUGGCAGGCUCAAAUUAAUGCUUUAUAUGGAGCAAUCUUUGCCGAGGAUUCCGACGCAGCGUUUUCCAACUACCGGAUGUGGGAAAGUCUCGGUUUCAUAAUUGCAUACAUCUACAGCGCCCUCUUGUGUGUCUAUGUAAAAAUAUAUAUCGUGAUGGCUGUACUGGUAGUUGGCUUUGUAUGCUACUUAAUUGUAGAAAUAGGGUAUAGAAAAGAACAAAAGAACUUAGAAAAUAAAGAAAACGAUAAACAACGAUUAGAUGAUAUUGGAAGAGCGGAAUAUGCCCGAAUUACUCAAGUUCAGACUGAAAAGUUUGUUGGAAACCCCGAUAGAGAGUCGGUUAUAUAAAUUAUGUCAUUUUAUUUUACAAAAUGUGGCAGCAUUUGUUUAGUAUCAUAUCAUAUUUUAUUUACAUUAUGUUACAAUUCUAUAUGCAUCUAGAAAUAAUAUACAAUUUGAAUAAAUACAAUUAAGCUAUUCUAUAUUUUCUGAGUCCAUUCAUUUUGAGUUAAACGUCCAUGUGCAGUAUGGCAAGUG